AUGGCUUCGAAAGACACCACACAGCCGACCCAGGCAAUAGUAGCCCACCCACUAGCCACAGAGAACGACACCCCAGGCGCAAACUGGCAAUUCGAAAACAUCCUCGUCCCAACCAAACCCAAAGACGGCGAACUCCUAAUCUCCAUGCUCGCCUCCGGCAUCUGCCACUCGGACCUCACCCUCACCAGCGGCGGCCACUUCAAACUCCCACGCGUAGCCGGCCACGAGGGGGCAGGAUACAUCAAAGCACUGGGCCCGAACCUCACGAACAAGAAUCUGAAGGAACGAGAUCCGGUCUUGCUUAGUUUUAGAUACUGUGGGCAAUGCGUGAAUUGCAAGAAAGGUCUACCGAGUUCGUGUGAUGCGUUCGUUAUGAAUCUUGUUGGUCAGGACGAUGCUUUCGUGUCUGAGAAUGGGAAGGAGGGGAUCAAUGGAUCUUUUUUUGGGCAGAGCAGUUUCGCGGGGUUGAGUGUUGUGCAGGAGAGUUGUGUGAUACCUGCUAAGGAUCUGAUUGAGAAUGAAGAGGAGUUGAAAUUGUUCUCGCCGUUGGGCUGUGGGUAUCAGACUGGGGCGGGAGCUGUGUUGAAUAUUGCUAAGCCGGGGAAGGAACAGAGUAUUAUGGUGGCGGGUCUGGGUGGGGUGGGAUUAGCUGCGAUUAUGGCUGCGAAAAUCGCCGGCUGCCACGAAAUCAUCGGCAUCGACCGCAUAGCUUCUCGCGUUAAACUAUGCGAAGAAGUAGGCGCAACAAAAGGCAUCGAUACCAGCGCCUCCGCAGACCUUACCAAGACACUAAAGGAACCUGCGAACGGUGGACGUGGACCAGACUUCUUCAUCGAUACCACCGGCGCCCCAGCAGUCCUAGAAGCGGCUUACCAUGCCCUCGCACCACGGGGCACGUUGAUCUUCAUAGGCGCUUCUAUGGAUCCGAAGGCGGGAUGGUCGGUAGAUUAUCGGGUUGUGAUGAAGGAUGCUAAGAAGCUGGUGGGUUGUGUGGAGGGAGAUAGUAAUCCAGUGAAGUUCAUCCCGCAGUUGGUCAAGUACUAUCGUGAGGGUCGGUUUCCCAUUGAUAAGUUGACGAAGUACUACAAGGCUGCCGAUUUCAAGACAGCGCUGCACGACAUGCAUGCUGGAGAUGCUGUCAAGGUCGUGCUUGAGUGGUAG
Recurvomyces mirabilis is the source of this 1161-nucleotide messenger RNA. RefSeq lists its product as uncharacterized. NCBI's taxonomy places the organism in Eukaryota, Fungi, Ascomycota, Dothideomycetes, Mycosphaerellales, Teratosphaeriaceae. Gene Ontology annotation, molecular function: oxidoreductase activity. The transcript has 5 exons. Bases 1 to 1161 code for a protein of 386 amino acids. The record is from RefSeq and is a predicted model, not a curated record.